CUUCUCUCCUUUGCCUUACUAUGAAUCCUCAAAGCCAUCACCAUAUCUUAUCUCUGCCUCUCUCUCAAAAAUCUAAUCUUUCGAUUUCUUCUUCGAGUCCCUAUUCGUACUCCUUAUUUAUCUCCUCUCCUCCUCGUGGAGGUGCCUCUCUGGCUGCUCAGGGUUUCUUGAUUUGAGCGAUAAUCGAAAAUGAAUUCUUGUGCGUAUCAGCGAAAGAGCGCCAUGGGAAGCUACGAGGAGAGGACGAUAAUGGAGGUAGACUCUAUGGUUUGCCCCAAGCCUCGCCGAUUGGGUCUUUCAAAUCCUUCCCUCCUCCAUCAAUUCAGACCAAUAAGAUUACCCAUCAAUAGCAGUCAUCAGACUGACAUGGAAGAUUCUAUGGCUGGGGCUGAGCUUCUUGACAUAAUUCUAACUAAGGGAGGAUAUGGCGGAGAAAGAUCAGGUUACCAGGUAGCAUCAUCUCCACCUUUUUACUGUGGAUCACCACCGAGUAGGGCAUCAAACCCAGUAGUCCAAGAUGCCCAAUUUGGCAAUGAGAUAACUCCUUUUUCUCCUGCCCCGCUGUCACCUUCCUCAUCGUCAGCACGAAAGGGAGGAGGAUGUGUCCGAAUGAAAUUUGGUCACAAGCCUGCUGCUACCAGGAUUGAAGGGUUUGAUUGUCUUAGCAGGGAUAGAAGAAACUGCAGCAUCUCUGCAGUGGCUUAAAACCCAGAAGUUGGCAAAUUUUGAUCUGAAGAUGGAGUAGUGAAAUACUGCUGUGUUUUUGUUUGAUGUACAUACAAGGUUUACUGGUCUUUGCUGGUGAGUUUUGCUCUCUCAAAAUAUGUACAUGUAAUGAAGGUUGAGAGAGGUUUAAUUUUGAAAGAAAUAAAAAGGGUUGAGAGACGAGUGUUCAUUGUUCUUGUUCACAGAAAGAGCGAGAGAAUGAGAGAGAGAGAGAGAAGUCUGGAGAUGUUUGGGAGGCAUUCCAAUGUAAUAUUUUAAUGUUUGGCACUUCUACUAAUCCGUGUUUGUAAUUAUAAUGUGAAGGAAAUAAGGAUGAGCCGCUUUGAAAUC
Messenger RNA from Manihot esculenta (cassava), 1056 nucleotides. RefSeq lists its product as uncharacterized. NCBI's taxonomy places the organism in Eukaryota, Viridiplantae, Streptophyta, Magnoliopsida, Malpighiales, Euphorbiaceae. Bases 190 to 705 code for a protein of 171 amino acids. The transcript is spliced from 4 exons. The record is from RefSeq and is a predicted model, not a curated record.